This is a messenger RNA of Fulvia fulva, 2010 nucleotides long. Its product is annotated as Serine/threonine-protein kinase srk1. The record is from RefSeq and is a predicted model, not a curated record. The coding region runs from base 1 to 2010 and encodes 669 amino acids. The transcript has 4 exons. Gene Ontology annotation, cellular component: nucleus. Gene Ontology annotation, biological process: protein phosphorylation; mitotic DNA damage checkpoint signaling. Gene Ontology annotation, molecular function: ATP binding; protein serine/threonine kinase activity. NCBI's taxonomy places the organism in Eukaryota, Fungi, Ascomycota, Dothideomycetes, Mycosphaerellales, Mycosphaerellaceae.
AUGUCAACAAUACAGAACCUCAAGAACUUCAUCCGGCACGGCAAGCAAGCGAGAGAUGCACGAUCACCCCAAGAUCAGGCCACCACCCACGUGUCGAAUGUCUACGCACAGCAACAGCGCUUCAACAAUGGCAACGCCGCGCAACAGCAACACCAGCAGUACGGCAUGAGCGAUCCGAAUGUCUACGAGCACAAACCGUUACAAGCCGCAGCGCCUCAUCAAGACUACUCCGUUGCAGCCGUCCCCGAAGGCAACCGACACGUCGCUGCCAAAGCCGGCCAUGCCGCCGCCCAGGCCGUUGACGACAAACAGAAACGAGACAACCGAGACCAAAAGCAAAAAGACUACGAUGCCUCAGUGCUGGAGCGUAUCGUGGCCGAAGAGCGUGAGAGCAAAGGCAAGCUUCCCCGGUACCCAGGCCUAGAACGAUGGCAACUCGUCGAGAAGAUGGGCGACGGCGCCUUCAGCAACGUCUACCGAGCCAAGGAUUCACAACACGUCUACGACCAGGUCGCCAUAAAGGUCGUCCGCAAGUUCGAAAUGAACUCCACACAGGGCGUUCUGCAUCCGGACUACGAAAAGAAAGCGCCAAAAGGCGUGGAGAGAGCCAACAUCCUCAAAGAAGUCCAAAUAAUGCGACAGCUCGAUCACCCGAAUAUCGUCAAGCUUAUCGACUUCUCCGAAUCGCGACAAUACUACUACAUCGUCCUCGAGCUAUGUCCCGGAGGAGAACUUUUCCAUCAGAUCGUUCGCUUGACAUACUUUAGCGAAGACCUGUCCAGGCACGUCAUCACUCAGGUCGCCGAAGCAUUAGAGUAUCUGCACGAGGAAGCAGGUGUGGUACAUCGUGACAUCAAACCCGAGAACUUACUGUUCUACCCCAUUCCAUUCAAUCCCACCAAGAACCCCAAGCCGAAGGGUCCCGAAGAUGAAGAUAAAGCUGAUGAGGGCGAGUUCGUUAAAGGGCAAGGUGCAGGCGGGAUUGGUACCAUCAAGAUUGCAGAUUUUGGUCUCUCCAAGGUCAUCUGGGACAGCCAGACGAUGACUCCGUGUGGUACAGUCGGUUACACUGCACCUGAGAUUGUCAAGGACGAACGUUACUCCAAGAGUGUCGACAUGUGGGCACUUGGCUGUGUAUUUUACACACUGCUUUGUGGUUUCCCUCCAUUCUACGACGAGAGCAUUCAAGUGCUUACCGAGAAGGUCGCGCGCGGACAGUACACGUUCUUGUCGCCAUGGUGGGACGACAUCUCGAAAUCGGCACAGGACCUCGUUUCGCACCUUUUGACUGUCGACCCGGACAAGCGAUACGAUAUCAAGCAAUUCCUUGCUCACCCUUGGAUCCGGCAAUCUGAUGAGCCUACCAACGCAGCCGCUGAUGCACCGCCUCUUGCUACUCCUCUACACGUUCGACAAGGAAACAUGUCGGCUGGAUCGGGUGGCUCACCUAUGAAACCUGACUUUGCUUACCUCGACGACACACCUGGCGCAGGACGACGGAUGGACUUCAGAUCUCCUGGUGCUGUCAACCUUCGCGAGGUUUUUGAUGUUGGCUACUCAGUGCACAGACAGGAAGAAGAGACGAAACGCCGAAAGAACUUCAAGCAGGGCUACCGAGGAGGCAACCCUAUGACCUCUUUGAACGCGCUUGACGAGGAUAUGGACGAUGAUGACGAUGAGGGCGUGUCGGUGUCGUACGGCGCUUCUGCACAAAAUCCACCUGCCAAAGUACCCAAGUCUGGCGCUGCUGAUGUCGGUGGCGUGGAGAGGCAAAUGCGUAAUACCAGCCUUUCCGCCGCCGCACAAGCUCGCCAGGCAGCGGCACCACGAUCCUCGCAGGCUCGUGGUUAUGGCCAGCACUCUCCUGAAGUUGCUGCUGCAGCCAAGAAGCAAGUACGGAACAAGGCUGGAGCAUUCGAGCUCAGUCUUGAUAACGCCACAUUGCUAGGUCGUCGUGGCAACAAGAAGCCAGGCGAGAGCGGUCUGCGACAACAGCUUCCGGUCCAGUAG